Messenger RNA from Notolabrus celidotus (New Zealand spotty), 2615 nucleotides. RefSeq names its product cadherin 27 (gene cdh27). Lineage: Eukaryota; Metazoa; Chordata; Actinopteri; Labriformes; Labridae. Gene Ontology annotation, cellular component: plasma membrane; catenin complex; adherens junction. The transcript has 15 exons. The coding region runs from base 107 to 2599 and encodes 830 amino acids. Gene Ontology annotation, molecular function: cadherin binding; calcium ion binding. Gene Ontology annotation, biological process: homophilic cell-cell adhesion; adherens junction organization; cell morphogenesis. The record is from RefSeq and is a predicted model, not a curated record.
UUCCCUGGACAUGCCUGUGUGUACACUUCAAAGGAACUAGUUCACCUAGUUUUUAGCGCCAUUACUUACAAAUGACUUAAUUCCCAGUGUACAGAAGGCAUAAAUUAUGAACUUCCACCUAGUGUGCAUACAAGUGCGCAUAGCCUACUUUAUUUUUGUGAAAGACUGUUUCAGGAUUGGUCGGCUGUCCAUUUUUCAGGUUUAUUGUUUUCUGAGCGCUUCAUGCUCAGAGAUGCUGAGCCGCCACAGGAGGGCCUGGAUCAUCAACUCCUUCAACAUUGAGGAGGAGCACCCUGGGCCUUUCCCUUAUGUGCUGGGCAUGAUAAAAAUCGAUCGAGACUUUAGAGUCUUCUUUGAUCUGACUGGGGAGGGAGUGGAAAAGGAGCCAAAAGGAGUCAUCUCCAUUAACAAAGAAUCUGGCAUGUUGUAUGUCCAUAAACCUGUGGACUAUGAAGAGAGGACUGUGCUCAAGCUAAAAUUUGAUGUGAAGAAGACCGAUUUAUCCAUAGACACUAACUUAGGAGUACAUAUUUCUAUACUUGACAUCAAUGACAACCCACCACGCUUUCAGAAGGAUCUGUAUGAGAUCAGCGUUAAAGAGGAGGAUGAACAAGGCUCCCAUCUUCUGACUGUUUUGGCAUAUGACAGAGACCAGAGAGGGUCACCAAACUCAACUUUUCACUAUGAGAUCAAAUCAGUGUCUCCAAAACACCCAGACACUGAGUUCUUCAUUGAUGAGUUUGGAAAACUUUCUUUCAGAGGAUGUUUGGAUCAUGAGGUGGCUGAAAUGUUCACAGUGUUAGUGGAGGCCAAGGACCACGGGGACGUUGUCAGUCUGUCCAGUUCAACCACUGUUCUCAUUCAUGUCCAGGAUGGAAACAACCACCUACCGACCAUAAGCGGACUAACAGGCUCUGGCAAAGUAAAAGAAGAUGAGACUGGGGUGUCUCCUCUGCGUCUGCAUGUGACAGACAAAGACAGCCCACACAGCCCGGCAUGGAGAGCCAGAUUCACCAUACAGGGUGAAGAGCAAGACAGCUUUAAGAUUGAAACAGACCCAACGACAAAUGAUGGGGUGCUGACAGUAGCAAAACCUUUAGACUUUGAAGAUGGGGCACUGAGAGAACUGCUCAUCUCAGUGGAAAAUGAGUUGCCAUAUUUCUCCUGUAAGAUGAAGCAGAAGACGACCUCAGGCCUGUGGAAAGUUGACACCACGAAAGCUGAUGACCCUGAUGCAGCGCAGCCUCAUUCUGUGAAAGUCAUCAUUGAAAUCGAGGACAUCAACGACCCCCCAGUGUUCAGUGAGGCUGUCAAAGAGGCCAUGUUGAAGGAGAACGCUCCCACAGGAACCUGGGUAGAGAGAGUAACUGCUGCUGAUCCGGACUCCAGUCACGCAAGAGAGUUUGUGUAUAUGGUGGGCCAUGAUCCUGCUGGCUGGAUGAUGGUGGAUCCACACACAGGAGACAUCACAACAGUCCAAUCAGCAGAUAGAGAAUCUCCUCAUGUUGAUGAUGGUGUCUACACAAUCAUACUACAUGCAGUGGAUGAUGGUAAUCCCCCAUUGACAGGCACCACAACACUAAACAUUCAUGUGAUUGACCAAAAUGACAACAUACCUCAGCUGACUGAGAACAUCCUGGUCAUGUGUGUGUCUGACAGCCCAACCACCAACAUCACAGCAUUUGACCUAGAUGGCAAUCCAUUCGGAGGGCCUUUCACAUUUGAACUUCUGGGGGACAUCAGUGAAAAAUGGACACUGAAUCCCUCCCAUGGUUACACAGCUGGUCUGGGGAAGGGGCCUGGUGUGUAUGUUGGUCCACACACAGUUGAUCUGAAGGUGUCUGACCUGCAGGGACAGUUCGGUGUUUAUAGUCUCAAUGUGACUGUGUGUGACUGCUCUGUGACGCCAAACUGCCUCAGCCGCCGAGGCAUGGCCACACAUGCUGCCUUUGGUGCAAUAGGCAUACUUUUAUCAUCACUGCUUUUACUCCUGUUUUUCCUACUGAUGGCAGUAGUCGUUUCCUGCAAAAAAGAGUUUACCACUCUGCAGACUGGGGAUUCCUCUGGAGAAACCCUCCUUGUAUCAAAUAUUGAGAAACCAGGAACAGACUGCAAGGUCCCUGACGGUAUCUUGCCAAUGUCCACUGAUAUCAAGUGUCAGGAUGUGGCUUACAAGCAAAGUCUGUAUGAUGGAAUGCAACAAACUCAAGUCUCCUUUCAGCAUUUACAAAAAAAUCUAAUCAAUAACUUUGGAUGUCAAAGAAAUGAAAACCUUUCCUACAAAUCCAGUGAGCACAUAAACCAGAUUCAAAAUAUGGACAUGAUGAAUUCCCUCUACAAAAGAAACUCCAGCUAUGCAUCAAAUGCAGCGCUCCUUGCUCUGCUUCAUCAGAGGCUCUCCUCUCUGCAUGAAACAGAGGAAGAACUUCUUGAUUAUGAGCCUCACCUCUACGCAGAUGAAGGGGAGUCUGAUCAAAUCUCAGAGCUGGAGGACAUCAUGAUUCCCGAUCAGGAUUCACUGAAGGAAGCAGUGAAAGACUUGGGCCCAAAGUUUAACCAGCUGGCUUCCAUUUGCAGGAAGUCACAGAGAGAAAAAUAAACAUUUUUUCCUGCUA